GUGGGGGAACAAAGCAAAACAAUGCAAAUAAGCAACUCCCUCUCUCCUCACCUCAUCAUCAACAAAACACAAAAAGCCCCUUGUUUUUCACUCAUCCCACCUCUUCUUCUCCACCCAAACUCAAAUUCUCUCUCUCUCUCUUCCAGUCAGUCCCCUUGCUCUCUCUAUCUCUCUACCCCCCAUCAAUGGAGGCUACCAUUAAACAGCAGGAGAGAGAGAGCACACACGCUCCUAUGUGCUCCUCCUCAAGCUGCAUCAUCAAUGGCAACAAGAGCGGCGCCAGCAGUGAUCAUCCCAUGAGCAACAAUGGAGGCGCGGCGGCGGAGAUUCCAACAACGCCCCAUCCGCUCACCCCGAAAACCAUCACCAGAUCUGAGUCCAACCCUUACCCGACCACCUUUGUCCAAGCGGACACCACCAACUUCAAGCAGGUGGUCCAAAUGCUCACCGGCUCAUCCGAGACCGUGAACAAGCAGGGCUCAAAGCCGCCGAACGCGAGCACUUCUCCUCAAGAUCCACCGUCGCUCCCGCCUAAUAAUUCCAAGAGCGCAAUUCCUCCCAAGAAACAAGGGUUCAAGCUCUACGAGAGGAGGAACAGCCUCAAGAACAGCCUCAUGAUCAAUACUCUGAUCCCGGGUUUCGCUCCCAAUUCUGGGUUCUCGCCAAGAAAGCCGGAGAUCUUGUCGCCGAGCAUGCUCGACUUCCCUCGGCUCGCGCUCAGCCCGGUCACUCCACUCAACGAAGACCCUUUCAACAGGUCCUCACCUUCUCUAGGGAAUUCUUCCGAGGAGGAGAGGGCCAUAGCAGAGAAGGGCUUUUACUUGCAUCCGUCGCCGAUCAACACGCCGAGGGACGCCGAGCCUCAGCUCUUGCCGCUGUUCCCGGUGACCUCGCCCCGCGUCUCCGGCGCCUCCUCGUGAAGACGGAGGGAGGGAGGGAGGGAGAUAGAGGGUUCCUCUGUGUGUAUUAUAUGUCCCUAAUUGCAGAGUCUUUUUUCCACAAUGAGCAGGGAAGUCAGUGGAGUCUUUGAUAGAUAAAGAGAACGUGACUGGUGCUUGAAUGGCACCAAGCACAUAUGUCAAGUUGACGUUAAAAAUGUUGGGAAGAAGAAUGGGUGAGUUGUCAGACGGACACAGUACUUUGAUGAACCAAAAAAGCAUCCUUGGGUGGUGACCGGUGAGAUCUACAGAACUCCCUGUUUUCUCUCUCUCUCCCUCUGUCUCUGUGACCAGCAGAUUCCAUGUAAAAAGCAGUGGAAAAGGAAAAGGGUGCUCCCUCUCUUUCUCUCUCUCUUUUUCAAGCUUUUACUGCGUGUCAGAGAGAAAGUCAACCGGAUAAAGAGGGUUUUGUCUGCAGACAUGUUUGAAAAUUCAAUUCAAACAUGAUGAAUCAUGAUAAGGCGAUAAUGUCAUGUCUCAGAACUGUGAGCCUGUGAGUGAAUGAGUGAGUAUAUAUGCAUCGGAUUCGGUGGUCCCAGAGGCUGAUCGAUGAUGGGUCGGGUCACCUUCCCGGUUCAGUACAAUGAAGGCUUCGCUGGGAAGGUACCCGGACAGGACUUGGCCCACUUUCUCGGUGUAAACACAUGGGACAGUUUUAUAGGGCAGCCGAGAGCCACCGUACGGAAAGGAAAAGAAUUGUUGCAAACUCAGCUAGAGACAGCCGGAAUCAAUGCGAUGAAGGCGCCAACACUCUUCACGGGGUAGACGGAAGACACCGGGAUGUCGACACGGGGCAUAGAUCGGAGGGCAAAUGGAUUGUGUUUGGCGAACGCCUAGCCUCCUCGCUGCCCCAUUGUCUAGGAUAUGAAUCUGCUGUUCGCGAGAGGCGAUGCUCCUGUUUUCCCAGUAAACCAACGAUGACAUUUGCAUGUAUGUACGUGACCGUCCACAACUGUACUGCUGAAAUGAAUUCUGAGAUCUGUAUAUAAAUGGAUGGAAGUUUGGACCUGAUGUUGUUUUCUUUUCAAGAGAUGUGGCUAAUGCAAGUAGGAAACAGUUCUUGAAGUUAAUCACAUUUGA
This is a messenger RNA of Rhodamnia argentea, 2018 nucleotides long. RefSeq names its product VQ motif-containing protein 4-like. The record is from RefSeq and is a predicted model, not a curated record. Lineage: Eukaryota; Viridiplantae; Streptophyta; Magnoliopsida; Myrtales; Myrtaceae. The transcript is spliced from 2 exons. The coding region runs from base 186 to 920 and encodes 244 amino acids.